CCCGUCUUCCCCACCUCCCUGUCCUCCCUCGCCCCGCAUGCUCCCGGCUUGCCGCCUGCAGGAUGAGUUCCACCCGUUCAUCGAGGCCCUGCUGCCUCACGUCCGCGCCUUCUCCUACACCUGGUUCAACCUGCAGGCGCGGAAGCGCAAGUACUUCAAGAAGCACGAGAAGCGGAUGUCGAAGGAUGAGGAGCGCGCUGUGAAGGAUGAGCUUCUGGGCGAGAAGCCUGAGAUCAAGCAGAAGUGGGCAUCCCGGCUGCUGGCCAAGCUGCGCAAAGAUAUCCGGCCUGAGUUCCGUGAGGACUUUGUGCUGACCAUCACGGGCAAGAAGCCCCCCUGCUGUGUGCUCUCCAACCCUGACCAGAAGGGCAAGAUCCGGCGGAUUGACUGCCUGCGCCAGGCCGACAAGGUGUGGCGGCUGGACCUGGUCAUGGUGAUUUUGUUUAAGGGGAUCCCCCUGGAAAGUACUGAUGGGGAGCGGCUCUACAAGUCGCCCCAGUGCUCGAACCCCGGCCUGUGUGUCCAGCCACAUCACAUUGGAGUCACAAUCAAAGAACUGGAUCUUUAUCUGGCUUACUUUGUCCACACUCCGGAAUCCGGACAAUCAGAUAGUUCAAACCAGCAAGGAGAUGCGGACAUCAAACCACUGCCCAACGGGCACUUAAGUUUCCAGGACUGUUUUGUGACUUCGGGGGUCUGGAACGUGACAGAGCUGGUGAGAGUAUCACAGACUCCUGUUGCCACGGCAUCAGGGCCCAACUUCUCACUGGCGGACCUGGAGAGUCCCAGCUACUACAACAUAAACCAGGUGACCCUGGGGCGGCGGUCCAUCACCUCUCCUCCCUCCACCAGCACCACCAAGCGCCCCAAGUCCAUUGAUGACAGCGAGAUGGAGAGCCCUGUGGAUGACGUGUUCUACCCUGGGACAGGCCGCUCCCCGGCCGCCGGCAGCAGUCAGUCAAGCGGGUGGCCCAACGACGUGGAUGCAGGCCCGGCUUCUCUAAAAAAGUCAGGAAAGCUGGACUUCUGCAGUGCCCUCUCCUCUCAGGGCAGCUCCCCACGCAUGGCUUUCACCCACCACCCGCUGCCUGUGCUUGCUGGAGUCAGACCAGGGAGCCCCCGGGCCACCGCCUCGGCGCUGCACUUCCCCUCCACGUCCAUCAUCCAGCAGUCGAGCCCGUACUUCACACACCCGACCAUCCGCUACCACCACCACCACGGCCAGGACUCCCUGAAGGAGUUUGUGCAGUUCGUCUGCUCAGAUGGCUCGGGCCAGGCCACCGGACAGCAUUCGCAGCGACAGGCGCCUCCUCUGCCAACCGGUUUGUCAGCAUCGGACCCCGGGACGGCAACUUUCUGAACAUCCCACAGCAGUCUCAGUCCUGGUUCCUCUGAUAAGAUCAACAAAGAAACAAGAAAAUGAAAAGAAGAGGUUCCCUCAAAGGGGGAGAGAAGAAAUUUUGAGACAUAGAAAAAAAAAAAACCAACCCCAGCCCAGCCCAGCCCAGCCCAGCCCAGCCCCACCGA
Messenger RNA from Dipodomys ordii (Ord's kangaroo rat), 1527 nucleotides. It is a transcript of the gene Nfix, whose product is annotated as nuclear factor I/X (CCAAT-binding transcription factor). Gene Ontology annotation, biological process: regulation of transcription by RNA polymerase II. The record is from RefSeq and is a predicted model, not a curated record. The coding region runs from base 38 to 1360 and encodes 440 amino acids. Gene Ontology annotation, molecular function: RNA polymerase II cis-regulatory region sequence-specific DNA binding; DNA-binding transcription factor activity, RNA polymerase II-specific. Gene Ontology annotation, cellular component: nucleus. NCBI's taxonomy places the organism in Eukaryota, Metazoa, Chordata, Mammalia, Rodentia, Heteromyidae. The transcript has 9 exons.